Molecule: messenger RNA, 3370 nt
Organism: Micromonas pusilla CCMP1545
Lineage: Eukaryota; Viridiplantae; Chlorophyta; Mamiellophyceae; Mamiellales; Mamiellaceae
Exons: 2
Coding region: 66-3203 (1045 amino acids)
Source: RefSeq, a predicted model, not a curated record
CGCCGUCGCGCGCCGUCGUCGUCGUCGCGAAGACGAUGGGGACGAUAAACCCCGCGUCGAUCAUCAUGGCGCCCAUGAUCGCCUUGGCCGGCGGCGACGCCGCGCGACGACUCGUCCGGAACGCGAUGCAGCACGAGGGCCGCUCCCGAAUGAUGAAGAUCUUCUUCGCCGUGAUCCCCGUCCCGGAGCAGUUCUACGCCCGCUACAAAGACCUCGAGCUCAUCAACACGCGACGGAUCAUCGGGAUCGCGACCGCGGUCUUAUACGCCGCGGUCGCGAUUUCCUUCGCGGUCGGCCUGUGGUUCUACUACACCAUCAAGGUGAAUCACACGCUCGUCUCCGCGUGGGAAUGGUCCGUCUCAGGAUACGACUGCAAGCCGCUUUCCGGGGACGAGUUCUAUGGAAACACGUACACCUACGCGGAGUGCCAGGCCAACUAUCGCCCGGUCUCCGAGGAUUCGAUCGACUUCACGAAGCGCGCGGUCGGCAGGAGGUUCGGGAACGCGUGGAAGGCCACUGGGGGUGGGUCGCUAAUCGUGGCCGCGGACGGAUACGGAAGCGUGUCCUACAACCCGUUCGCGACGCAAAACAGCGAAGGCUUACAGGCGAAGUACCUCUCGACCGAGCCCGAGGAUACCCACGAAGCCAGCCCGUUCACGCCCGAUGGACGCGGCGGGUGGUACGGCGACGACGCCGUGAACUCCGCGGCGAACGUCGCGACGGGGAAGUACAUCUACCUCGAACCUGGAGAUCACUUCGUCGGCAUUUGCGCGCCGAGCGGCGGGGCACUCUAUCUGGAUGACUCUACCACGCAAAGUGUGACCGCGGGGAUAGAUUGCACAACGGACGCCUUGGACGCCGCGUACAAAGCGACCUGGGUCGCCAUGUUCGAGAAGGUCAUGGAGACGUACGGCGACGUGUGUCACUACACGUACUCGAACAGGCCGUUCCUGUGCACGAAGAACGAGCGGCAGCACUGGCUCACGAUUUUCGCGCUCGCGAAUAACAUAAGCGCGCUGCUGUACACCUUCCUCGCGAUCGCGCUCAUCAAGGCCGUGAGAGGAAAGCCGACGGACCGCGGGGAGACGAAACACUGGGUGAAACGGUUGCCGUUACCCCCCGAGCUGUACAACGAGCAGUACGACCUCACGUUCGUGACGGGGGACGUCUUCGCCAGCGUCGUCACGGCGGUGAUUUACGUCGUCACCGCGGCGUCGUUUAUGUUCUUCUUCUUUUUUUAUUCGGACGAGAACAACUACGACGCGACCGAGAUUCUCACGAGCGAGUACGAGGUAAAUGGGUUCGAAUGCUUCCCGACGGAAGCGCACACCGGUUUCCGGACGACGCACUCGUACGAUCAGUGCGUGGAGGAACUCAAGCAGAGGCCCCCGAGCGCGGCCACCGUCACGUUCCAGACUAAUUAUGGCAGCGAAGACGCCACGCAUACGCAAGUGUAUAACUCCUUGUGGAUGCCGUUCAAGAAAAUGGAGGAAGACGCUGAGUUCCUCGCCGAGAGCACGUGGGGCAAUUUCGAGCUGAUUCCCGGGUCGUAUCUCGAAGACGUGACCGAGCCCACCGAGAUCGCGGCGAACUCUUUACUGAGCUUCGGCGUCAAAGCGUGGACGACGACCGGGGCGACGCGGAAGUGGUUCUCGCGCCACGCCGGUUGGCCCGCGAACGUGUACAUAUCUCGGUCGAGCGCGUGGUCGGACCACGACGGGUCGAAAGAUGCGGCGAUCGCCGCCUGGGUGAAGGUCGCGGAUCACAUCGGGGAUAAACUGUGCGACUACACGAAGGAGCAACCGCCGUACCAAUGCGUUGAGGAUUUGAACCUGUUCAGCGUGAAUAACAUCCUGAAUUCGCUCGCGCUCGCGUUCGGUCUCGCGCAGCUCAUCUACGCCAUCUUGAGCUACCUCGCGGUGAUUUUCUUCGCGGAACGGAACCGCAUGAGCAAGCAGCCGAUUCGUUCGUUGAAACCAGAGCGCACGUGGCUGUCGCGCGUCCCCGUGCCAGAGAAAUUUUACGAGCUCAACGCGCUCGAUUUAAUCGCCAAACCGAUGAUCGUCUUCUCGGCGUUCAUGGGCAUGGCAGUCGUCGGCGCGCUCGCGUUUUACUUCACGUACAUCAUCUACGACGCGCAGCGGUUCACGGAUACGGCAACCGUGGACGGGUACCAGCUCGACGGGUACACGUGCAAGCCGACGGCGACGGCGCGGUACGGCUCGCAGACGGCGGGGCUUCCGCCGUGGACGUACGCGGAGUGCGUCGCGAAACUCGAAGCGCCGACGGUCGAGAACUCCGGUCUGAACGACCUCUCGAAAUUGACACCGGCCGGGGAUACGUUUGACAGCUAUCCUUCUAAUGUCGCCGGGACGACGACGUACGCUAAUAACCUGUACAGCACGCCGUUCGACCAACCCGUGCGGUUCGCGCCGUGGGGGAAAGCCCUCCCCGGAUUCGACUGGUACCGAGGGUGCACGAGCGACUGCGAGCCGUCGUGCGAGUGGUCGCACCCCGCCGGCGACACGCGGUACGACUGGGGGCAGACGUUUAACUGCAAGCACGGGGUCAAGACGUGGGACGCGCCCUACGCGUCCUUCGACGCAUACUUCACCGCUAAGAUGACCGCGUGGAAGUCGUCGUUCGACGGCUCCGGUCUGACGUUAGAGAACGACCCUCGAUUCGGCAUCUACAUCAAGUACGCGAACGCGGCCGCGAAAAAAGAGUCGGAGGUUGUCGCGCAGUUCACGAGCAUUUACCAGACGCUCGGGGAAGAGCGUCUGUGCGCGUGGACCAACGCCAUCACGCCGCAGGCGUGCGAGAGGGAGACGAAGAACGACGUGCUGACGGUGCUGUCGCUCGCGUUCGCGAACGCGGAGCUCGCGGCGAUGACGUGGAUCACGUUGAUUCCGAUCUUCAUCAUGAGGUGCUGCGGGACGAAGAGCACGUAUCGCGAGCGCGUCGAGGCGCCGCCGCCGGAGCCGCGGCCGAAUCGCGGACCUACGAUGUUUCUGGUGCCGACGCCGUCGUCGAAGGAAGAGCUCGAGGCGAGGCAGAGAGCCGAGCGCGAGGCUGCGGAGAAGCACAACGCGGAGAGGAAGGCCGCGAAGGAGGCGGCGAAGUUGGAGAAGAAGGCGUCGAAGAUGGAGCGCGCGGCGUCGAAGAAGAAGCCGGAGGGGGAGGAUCCGAGCACCGCGGUGUAAUAACCCCCGGGGGCGGGGGGGGGGGGAACAGAGGGGUGGGGAGAACGUUUUUUUUGCUUUUGCUUUUGUUUUUUCGUUUUUUUAUUUUUUGAUCUUCUGCUGGUUUUAAAGUUUUACUAGUGGGUUUUAGUUGCGCCAAAAUCGGGUCUAAAAUCGGGUGGAAAAUC